Papilio machaon (common yellow swallowtail) is the source of this 646-nucleotide messenger RNA. RefSeq names its product HIG1 domain family member 2A, mitochondrial. Gene Ontology annotation, biological process: mitochondrial respirasome assembly. Gene Ontology annotation, cellular component: mitochondrion. The record is from RefSeq and is a predicted model, not a curated record. NCBI's taxonomy places the organism in Eukaryota, Metazoa, Arthropoda, Insecta, Lepidoptera, Papilionidae. The transcript is spliced from 2 exons. Bases 166 to 468 code for a protein of 100 amino acids.
CUGUUAAUCUGCUGGCGACACAUAACAAUGUCACCAUGACACUGACAUUCACUCGCAUUCGCAUAUGAUAGAUUAUUGUUCUUUUCUUUAAAAAAUUAUUAUUUUUUCGUCACUUCAGUAUAAAUGUAAUUUUUUUUCAUAUUAAAACAAUAUUCUUAACCAAAAAUGUCGAAGGAUAAUGAAGAACCCACAGAUUUAGACUGGAUUCAACUACGUCGUGAUAUGGGACAAUCUCACCAAAUUGAAACAUUUAAAGAGAAAUUUGUUCGAAAGUUUGGAGAAAACCCGUUUGUUCCUAUAGGUUGUCUUGCAACUGCCGGUGCAUUGUCCUAUGGUCUGUGGUGUUUUAGAACAGGAAGAACAAAAUUAUCACAGCAAAUGAUGCGAAUGCGGAUUGUUGCACAAGGAUUUACAAUCACUGCUCUUGUUGUUGGUGUUAUGCUAACUGCAGGAAAAUCACUCAAAUAGUCCUUCGUUAUGUCGAUAAAUUAAAAUGUUUCCUAGGAAAUAAUAAAAAAUAUUCUUUAAUGUAUUUUACAAGCUAUCUUUUGAAACAUAUAGUUGUAACAGCUUGAUAAUUUAUUUUUGAUAAAUUCAUGUGCAAAGUUUAGUUAUAAUGAGUAAAUAAAAAGAGAAAUAAAUGUAU